Molecule: messenger RNA, 2253 nt
Organism: Prunus avium (sweet cherry)
Lineage: Eukaryota; Viridiplantae; Streptophyta; Magnoliopsida; Rosales; Rosaceae
Gene: ECT11
Product: evolutionarily conserved C-terminal region 11
Biological process (GO): mRNA destabilization
Cellular component (GO): cytoplasm
Molecular function (GO): mRNA binding
Source: RefSeq, a predicted model, not a curated record
AGAUCUUUCCUUUAUUUCUUAAGGGCUUACAACACACAGUGCGUCAGUGCCGGUUCCCCUCCCACUUCUUCUACACAAACACAGUCCUUUCACUCAAUUCACUCUCUGGAAAAACCGCGGCGCUUUUCUCAAUCGCAAAAGCGGUUCUUCCUUUAUCGCAGAUCGGCUUCUGCUGUUUCGAUCCGCGUUUCUUAGGUUUGAAUUGUGUUUUAAGGAUUGGUAAUGGCUGGCGAAAAGAAAAUUGAGAAAGGAGAGCCUAUAUCCACUGUACUGACGGCAGAUUCUGUUACUGGAUUGAGUCAGCAAGAAGUGGUAUCUGGAAAAGACGGAAUACCAUCUGAUUCAAUCCCCUCCAUGUCUUCUCUAUUGGAUUCCACCUCUAGCAUCAAAGGUGAGACUGAUCAAGAUUCAGUUGGAGAGCAUGGUGUUUACUAUCAACCUACUAGCUGUUACAAUUAUUAUUACCCAGGCUAUAAUGGAUCGUUUACACAGAUGGAUGAUCAUGGUUAUUUACACGCUAAUAAUCAGCAUACGGGUGUGCAGUCAGACAAUGGUUCAAUGGUCUAUUAUCUUCCGGGUUAUAACCCAUAUGCCCCGGGAACUCUUAUGGGAAUUGACAGCCAAGGUGUUGGUCAACAGCAGUAUUUUCCUUCCUCAGGGUAUAUGCAACCUCCUGUUUCCUAUGGUUCAGAAGCUGCGCCUUGUUAUUCAUGGGAUACAACAUUUGUUGGUGACGUCUCUACUGCAGCGAAUUCUGGUUUUGGAAAUGUAAAGGUCGGUCCAGGUUCUGCUGCUUUGUCUAAGUCGGGUGGCUUUAUCUCGACUAAAACCAAUGGCAAUCUUCCUAGCAGAUUUUCCAAGUCUCUCCCUCAUACACAACCCUUGAAAUCAUUAAACAAGGUACCUCAUUUGGGCAAUGAUUUCUCAGCGGGUCUUUUGAAGGGGUACAACCCAGCUGGAAGGUUCUCAUCAUUUGCUAACCAGAAGUAUGGUCUUUUUCCUCCAAAUGGUCACCUGAACUACAAAUCUAAUGCGAGAAUUUUGAAUGGAAAUGAUAGAUUUAAGUCCAGGGAAAACUAUAACAGGAAUGAAGAUUUUGAAUCCUCAACUGAGCUGACACGUGGUCCAAGGUCCCGAAACAAGAGUCCUCCUUUAGAUUCAGCAAUUGAGAAGGACGAACUAUCGUUUACAGUCCAUAGAGAUCAAUAUAAUCUACCAGAUUUUCAUACUGGUUAUGAAAAAGCGAAGUUUUAUGUCAUCAAGUCUUACAGUGAGGAUGACGUCCAUAAGUCCAUUAAAUAUGAUGUUUGGGCCAGCACUCCAAACGGCAAUAAAAAACUAGAUGCGUCAUUUCGUGAUGCUGAAUCAAAAUCGAGGGAGACAGGCACCCAGUGCCCCAUCUUCCUCUUCUUCUCGGUAAAUGGAAGUGGACAGUUUAUUGGCCUAGCUGAGAUGGCUGGCCAGGUGGAUUUCAAUAAAGAUAUGGAUUUCUGGCAAGUUGACAAGUGGAGUGGUUUCUUCCCAGUAAAAUGGCAUGUAAUAAAGGACAUACCUAACACUCAAUUGCGGCAUAUUAUCCUUGAAAAUAAUGAUAACAGACCUGUAACUUUUACCCGGGACACUCAAGAGAUUGGACUGAAGCAAGGUUUGGAAAUGCUGAACAUAUUUAAAAGCUACACAGCUAAAACAUCAUUGUUAGAUGAUUUUAAUUUCUAUGAGGAUCGAGAAAAGUCUCUGAAAGCCAAGAGGAGCAGUAAGCCUGCAACUUUGAAGAUGGAAACUUAUGACAAUAAUGAUAUUAAUAAACAUAUAAAUGCAGGAGGGAGAAACGUUGAUGAUGAAUCAGCUGGAAUAAGGAUGGCUUCCGAUCGAGCAUCUCUCAUUUCACUCACCAAAAAUCUAUCCCUCAAUGGUUGCCCAUGAUGGAUGAAGAAUGGGUUAAGGACUGCAUAUACAUUCCUUGUCUGCACUUAGGCAUUUUGUGAGUUAGUCAAAGCACCUUAGGUCUAGAGAUUUUGUUUCUUCCUUGGUUCUCUUUUUUGUUUUGUUUUUCAGUCUAUGUUAUAUUUUUCUUUCCUGGUUUUCUAUCUAGCUGGUGUGCGUGUUUAGUUUUUAUUUUUAUUUUUAUUUUUUAGUUUCUUGUGUCAGUUAGAUGGUGAGUAGUAGUGAUUCAAGUUAAAUUUCUGGUGAACAAUUGUCUUUUUUCCCUCACUCUUAUAACAGAUUAAUUGAAGUGUCUGCGUUUUUGUUUUU